GACUUGGUAUUCACAUCCUUCUCAAAUCUUUCUUAUGAGAUUUAUGAGAAACCUUUCACCAAGAAAAAUGAAUUCCAGAAUUUUUAUUUUCUUAGGUCUUCUUUUUGCUGUCUUUCUUCUCGUUUCUUCAGAUGUAGUGGAAGCAGAGACAUCCAACGAUGAGAAGAAACAAAAACCGAGCAAAGUAGAUGACAUAAAGGAUGCCUUACAUGGUGGUCGUAAGGGUAGAGCGGGUGGUGGUGGUGAAGAAGAUAGUACUGUUGAAGUAAAUUAUCAUGGUGGCGGUGGUCAUCAUGGUGGUGGACAUCAUGGUGGUGGUCAUCAUGGAGGUGGUGGAGGAGGUGGUGGUGAAGAAGACAGUACUGUUGAAGUAAAUUAUCAUGGUGGCGGUGGUCAUCAUGGUGGUGGACAUCAUGGUGGUGGUCAUCAUGGAGGUGGUGGAGGAGGUGGUGGUGGUGAAGAAGACAGUACUGAUGAAGUAAAUUAUCAUGGUGGCGGUGGUCAUCAUGGUGGUGGACAUCAUGGUGGUGGUCAUCAUGGAGGUGGUGGAGGAGGUGGUGGUGGUGAAGAAGACAGUACUGUUGAAGUAAAUUAUCAUGGUGGCGGUGGUCAUCAUGGUGGUGGACAUCAUGGUGGUGGUCAUCAUGGAGGUGGUGGAGGAGGUGGUGGUGAAGAAGACAGUACUGUUGGAGUGAAUUAUUAUGGUGGUGGCGGUCAUCAUGGUGGUGGUCAUCAUGGAGGUGGUGGAGGAGGUGGUGGUGGACAUCAUGGUGGUGGUGGAGGUGGUGGUGAAGAAGAUAGCACUGUUGGAGUAAAUUAUUAUGGUGGCGGCGGCGGUCAUCAUGGCGGUGGCGGUGGUGGUGGUGGUUAUGGUGGUGGUGGUCAUCAUGGUGGUGGUGGUGGUUAUGGCGGUGGCGGUGGCGGUUAUGGCGGUGGGUGCAAGUAUAAAAGAUGUUGUGGUGGUUACGGCCAUUAUGGAGGUUGCCAAAGGUGGUGCUGCUAUGCAAGUGAGCCUCAAGAGAAGGCAACUGAAGUCAAGCCCUAGAAGAAGUAAAGCUAAUAAAUAUGUAAUAUAAUGAAUAAAUUGCAGGCAUGGACGGGGUUCUAUAUUCCAAAAUGUGCAUGCCUUAGCUAUGGAGAUCAUCUAUAAAGCUGAACCGGCCUCUUGGGACACUAGUCCUUGUAGCUUUUGUAUCAUCUUCUUGUACCUUUUGUAUCGUGCCAUGACUAUAUACAUAUGAAUGAUAAUAUAUAACUUUUGUGCCUUAA
This is a messenger RNA of Corylus avellana, 1269 nucleotides long. RefSeq lists its product as uncharacterized. The record is from RefSeq and is a predicted model, not a curated record. Lineage: Eukaryota; Viridiplantae; Streptophyta; Magnoliopsida; Fagales; Betulaceae.